This is a messenger RNA of Gadus chalcogrammus (walleye pollock), 4337 nucleotides long. RefSeq names its product leucine zipper putative tumor suppressor 2 homolog. The record is from RefSeq and is a predicted model, not a curated record. Gene Ontology annotation, biological process: cell division; negative regulation of canonical Wnt signaling pathway. Bases 445 to 3036 code for a protein of 863 amino acids. Lineage: Eukaryota; Metazoa; Chordata; Actinopteri; Gadiformes; Gadidae. The transcript is spliced from 8 exons.
GCUCGUGGUGGCGCACGCAGACCGGGUCUGAGACGAGACAUAAGUCAUCUUGUUGUAGUGAUUGAGGAGAUGCCAGUUUGGGGGUUUUAAAGGGUUUUUUUAGAGGGUGUUUAGACAUGAAACUCCCAGCUCCAAACUUUGAGGUGGCACGCGUCGCUAACGUGGUGAGAUUUUAUUUUAUUGGUUGACUAAAAAAAAAGUUAUAAAAGCGAAGCGACUGGAUUAACUGCAGCCGUUUACACUCGUCGGAGGAAAAGUGUUGCGUGUUUGUCUGAAAAUAACGGCGUUUUAAAGGCCCGGGCCACUCGGGGUACCACGACGACGACGACCCCCAGCCCCCCGGGAGGAGUGAGGUCCCUGGGAUGAGAGCCGCGCGUCUCCCCCUUAUCUUCCCCAGACCUCCAGGAGAGUUUCUGGGUUGUGUGACGCCAUCGAGCCGCCGCCAUGGCUCUGGUCCAGGCCCGGCCCGUGUCCGUGAGUGACCACCCCGCGUCCAGCGGUCUCGACAGCAGUCUCCAGCAGCUGUGCCGGCCCCUGCCGUCGCAGCCCUCCACCGGCCCCUGCUCCGCGCCCCCCCUGCCCUGCGGGGACCCCUCCUCCGUCGCGGGCGCCAUGGGCUCCGUCAGCAGCCUGAUCUCCGGCCGCUCCUACCAGGAGAGGCACUGCCGGGCGGCCAACGAGUACGCCGCCAAGACCCGGCGCUCCACCCCGGCCACCAGCUGCUUCCGGGUGCAGGACAACGGCACCCUGCGCAGCGGCAGCUCCCUGGAGCAGCUGCUGGUCAUCAGCAACAAGCAGAACCACCACCAGUACCAGAACCACAACCACAACCACAACCACCACCAGCCCCAGCUCCAACCCCAGAUCAAGGCCUCCGUGCUGCCGCCGCCGCUGCCCACCAAGAAGCACCCGCGGCUGGGUAGCGCCGGGGGCGGGACGGCGGUGGGCGUGGCGGCGGCUAACAGCAGCAAUAACGGUGGUGGUAGCGGCGGUGGCGGCGGUGCUAACGGGAACUAUAAAGACGGUUUAGAGGAGGUUGUGGUGGGGGACUGGAACCACAACCUGGUGCUGGCCCCGCUGAGCCCCUGCAGUGACUCUGAGGAGACGAGGGACAACAGGGCCCUGAAUGGAAACAUAGGGGGCCCUCCGCCCAAACUCAUCCCAGUGUCGGGGCAGCUGGAGAAGAACAUGGAGAAGGUGCUUAUCCGCCCGACGGCGUUCAAACCUGUUAUCCCCAAGAACCGCCACUCGGUGCAGUACCUCUCCCCGCGGCCAGGGGGCGCCAGCCUGUCCGAGAGCCAGGGGAGCCUCAACCUCCUGCUGCCUCUCGGCGGAUCCAACGUCAUCAACGCCAACGCCAACGCCAACGGCGGCAGUGCCGCGUCCGUGACCUCGGAGGAGAAGCGAGACUCGUACGGCGGCGGCGGCGGCGGGAAUGGCGGCGGCGGCGGCGGGCGCAACGCACGCAGCAGCCAGUCCUGCUCCAUGUCGGACUCGGGCCGCAACUCCCUGUCCAGCCUCCCCACCCACAGCAGCACGGGCUGCAGCCUGGCCCCCAGCGAGGGCUCUAGCAGCGGGUCGGCCACGGGGGGGCUGGGGGGCGGUCAGCUGGAGGCGGUGCCCAGCCUGGGCCGGACGGCCGCCACCGCCACAGCCUGCGGCAGUACCGGCGCCGCCGGCACCAACGCCAUUGGGGGCGGGAACAGCCACGGCCACAGCAACUCGGACAGCGGGCGGUCCUCGUCCGGCAAGAGCUCGGGCUCGGGGUCGCUGAGCGGGCGCGGCCAGCCCCUCUCGGACAGCGGGUCGUGCAGCCACUCGCCACCCCUGGUGGAGGGCUACGAGGGCGUGGUGCGCGAGCUGGAGGACAAGCUGAGGGAGAGGGACCUGGAGCUGCUGCAGCUCCGCGAGAACCUGGACGAGAACGAGGCGGCCAUAUGCCAGGUGUACGAGGAGAAGCAGCGGCGUUGUGAGCGGGACAUGGAGGAGCUGAGGCUGAGCUGCUCAGCCAAGAUGAAGCAGGCCUCCCAGAAGGCCCAGAGAGCCCAGCAGGUGCUGCAGCUGCAGGUGUUCCAGCUGCAGCAGGAGAAGAAGAAGCUGCAGGAGGACUUCUCGGCUCUGCUGCAGGACAGAGAGAGCCUGGAGAGGAGGUGUGCCAGCAUCCAGAGGGAGCAGACCCAGCUGGGCCCGCGCCUUGAGGAGACCAAGUGGGAGGUGUGUCAGAAGUCGGGGGAGAUCAGCCUGCUGAAGCAGCAGCUGAAGGAGCUCCAGUCGGAGCUGAGCCAGAAGGCGGGGGACAUCGUGGUGCUGAAGGCCCAGCUCCGCGAGGCCCGCUCGGAGCAGCAGUCCAGCCAGAUGCGCUCCCAGGAGGCCCAGGCCGCCGUGCGCACGCGCAACCUGGAGCUGGAGGUCUGCGAGAACGAGCUGCAGCGGCGCAAGAGCGAGGCCGAGCUGCUCCGCGAGAAGAUGGGCCGCCUGGAGGACGAGAUGGCCCGCCUCUGCGACGCCCUGACCAAUCACAGCGGACCCCAAGGCAUGAAGGGCCAAUCGGGCGGGAGCAUGUCCCUGCAGCAGUACGGCGGUGGCGGCGGCGGUGGCGGCGGCAGCAGGGGCGGCCCGGGGCGGGGGGGGCCCAGCCCCUCGAUGUACCGCGAGGUGGACGACAGCCGCCUGGCGUGGGGCGGGGAGAGCGACGAGUCCAAGGCUCACAGGCAGAACGCCGAGACGGUGCUCGGGCUGAGGCAACAGGUGGAGAGGCUGAAGGGGGAGCUGCUGUAUGAGAGGAGGACCGGGGAGGAGCAGCUGUCGGGCUUUGAGGAUGAGAGGAGGGUGUGGCAGGAGGAGAAGGAGAAGGUGAUCCGCUACCAGAAGCAGCUGCAGCAGAACUACAUCCAGAUGUACCGGAGGAACCGGGACCUGGAGCGGGCCAUGAGGGAGCUGAGCCUGGAGCUGGAGGGCCGUGGCGCCGGCCGCUACGAGCACCACAACGGCAGCAGCGACAUCCACUUCGAGGAGAUCACCGCCACCGAGAUAUAAACCCACCCCCCUCCCCCCCUCCCAGUAAGACCCUCCUACUCGGGAUGCCAAGCAGUCCACAGCACCAGCACUCCUAUAAUCAAGGACCUCCAAUGUGAACCGAGGAUAGGACCCAAUCACAGAUGUUUCCACCUCGACCCCCACCACCAACGAACCCACCGCCAUAGAAGUGACACCCGUUCAGGCUGAAAGGGUGUCACUUCCUUGGGGCAUCCGUUCAGGCUGGGUCCUUGCUCCCUCUUCCCCACUGGAACCAGAACUCACUGGCUGGAGGCAGCAUCCGAUGGGGACCGAGAGAGUUCCACCUCCACUAACUUUGGAUUACCAGAUACUACGAUGAAAACGUUUUUGUCCCCUCCAGAGCUCACGAUAUGGGUCCUGGGUCCUUUAAACCCGAUACCAGCAGCACAGGAUCUCUUCACCAAGCCAAGAGAAUAGCAUGAUAUUUUUGUUGUUUUUGGAACAUAAUACAAAUCAGGGUAUUUAAAACAGCAGUAGCAAAAAAACUAAAAAGAAAGUGACCAUAGACUUGCACACAAAUGAUCAGGACUUCUCGAGGUAGCACACAAGGCUAAUAAACAGUUAGCCUCUAGCACAUGCUUGGCUAGCUGGUAGCAUCACGCGGACAGCCAUGACCAUGUGGUCAACAUUAGCAUCGUUGUCCCUGUCGUGGUUCGUCGACAAGACGGCUGUAGGCUACACCACUAGACUUAUAAAAGGGAAAACCAACACCAAAUAUGCAAUAUCUUGUUAUAUAUUCAUACUAUUUUCAGUUCACCUGUUUGUGUCAAGCCUCAAGGCCCAGUGGAAACCUUUAAAUAUAAAUCAAGGAAACAGUUCAAAGGACUGGUUCUUGAAGAAGUCUCGUCGCUGCAGUGAGUGUUUCCAAUGGAAUGUAUUUGGGACUUCAGUCACUCCAGAGAAAUGCAGUUAAACAAGUGGUCACCACCGACAACAGAAAAACAGAAUUCAGUUGUUUUGCACAAAUGUCAUUUUUUCGGCUUACUUACGUGACUUCCUUCCUUUUUUUUAUGGCUAAAAGAGACGUCUAGAAGCCUGCCGUGACCACAUUUGACUUUGGCCCUGGGUUUUGCUUACACUCAGACCUUCUGUUCUGUCAUUUGUUGAACCGCCGUGAAGACAGAAACCAAAUGUUCACACUACGUCCGACCCGAUCCAGACCACCAACAGUUAACCACUAUCGCACUCGGCCCGCAUGUCAAAAACUCAUACUGCAAAGUGGUCGCUUUUUUUGUAUAAACAUUUACAUUUUUCAAAUAUGUGUGUGGGGGGGCUGGGGG